Molecule: messenger RNA, 4386 nt
Organism: Mugil cephalus (flathead mullet)
Lineage: Eukaryota; Metazoa; Chordata; Actinopteri; Mugiliformes; Mugilidae
Gene: creb3l2
Product: cAMP responsive element binding protein 3-like 2
Exons: 12
Coding region: 416-2107 (563 amino acids)
Biological process (GO): regulation of transcription by RNA polymerase II
Molecular function (GO): cAMP response element binding; DNA-binding transcription factor activity, RNA polymerase II-specific
Source: RefSeq, a predicted model, not a curated record
GACGAGGGGGUGGAGGAAGAGGAGGAAAGAAAAGUAGAAAGAGUCUGUGGAGACUGGAGCAGAGAGGAGAUGAUCAACAACAACAACAACAGCAGCAACUCUCAGCAUCUGUGAGCCUCCGUGUCUAAACCAGCUGGACGUGAUUCUCUUUUUGUUUUUUUGUUUUUUUGUUAUUUUUUGUGUGUGUGUUGGUUUUAAUCUCUUUUCCUGCACGCGCACAAGUUGUUGGGAACUUUCUGUCUGGAGUUUGAGGUUUUUUUUUUCAUUUUUUUUAUUUCUUGGACUUGCAGCAGACUAGACUAGAUUAGACUAGACGCUGUGUUUUAACUUGCAAAGGAAACGAGGAGAAAACAGCAACGACAACACACAACGCAGCACAACAAGGCCCCACGGAGAGUCUUGCGUGGAGGAAAUCAUGGAGAUCCUGGACAGCAGUGAACCGUUCCUGCACUGGGACAGGAACCUGAGCGAACUGUCUGAGGCCGGAGAGAUCGACUCUGUGCUCUACACCAACCACUUCUCCGAGCUCCUGGACGACCUUUCCCAGGAGGCUUUGCUGGGGCAGCUGCUCAGCGACCCCUUCCUUUCCGGAGGCCGAGGCGGCGUGGAGGCCAUGGAGGGGGAGGACGGCAGCGACCUGUCCCCGUCCUCGCCUCUGCCGCCGCACAUCACCGCCGAGCACAGCUACUCUCUGUGCGGGGACAGCCGACCACAGUCGCCUCUGUCGCACCUGACCGGGGAGCAAGGCAGCGAAGCAGAGUCCGACGGAGACUCGGCCGAGUGGCCGAUGGAGCAGGAUGAAGUCAUCGAAGGCCUCCUGUGUGAGACUCGCUCCCUCCUCCCGACCCUCUCCCUCUCUCUGGCCUCCGUUGACGGGCCUCAAGUGGCCGAGGGUCCCAAAGUGGCCCCCACCUCCUCCACCACCUCCUCCUCCACCUCCUCCACCACCACCUCCGCCACCGCCGCUGCCGCCCCGACUCAGACCACACUCGGCACCAACAACCAGGUCAAAGGCAUCAAGAUGAAGGAGGAGAACAUCAUUCCUCAGAUUAAACUGGAGCCUCACGAAGUCGACCAGUUCCUCAAUAUUUCACCCAAAGGUCUGGAGUCUCUGCAGAUGCCUCCCACUCCCCCCAGUUCCCACGGCAGCGACUCGGAGGGCAGCCAGAGCCCCGUCCACGUCCCGCCGGGCCUUUCCUGCCCCACCUCCCCCACCAGCCCCUCUCCAUCCACGGCAAGCAUGAAGGUGUCGCCCCGCGCCGCCUCCUCCCUCUCCAACUCCCCUCUGCUCACCGCUCCCCACAAACUUCAGGGGUCGGGGCCUCUGAUGCUGACGGAGGAGGAGCGUCGGACGCUGGUUGCCGAGGGUUACCCGGUCCCCACCAAGCUGCCGCUCACCAAAGCCGAGGAGAAGGCGCUGAAGAAGAUCCGCAGGAAGAUCAAGAACAAGAUUUCAGCUCAAGAGAGUCGCAGGAAGAAAAAGGAGUACAUGGACACUCUGGAGAAGAAGGUGGAGACAUGCUCCAACGAAAACAACGAGCUGCGCCGGAAAGUGGAGACUCUCGAGUGCACCAACAAGUCUCUGCUGCAGCAGCUGCAGUCUCUGCAGGCGGUGGUGGCAGGAAAAGUCCCCAAGUCCUGCAGGGUGGCUGGCACCCAGACAUCAUCAUGCUUAAUGGUGGUCGUGUUGUGUUUCGCUCUGUUUUUGGGGAGUUUCUGUCCCAGCGGUCUGACUCCGUGCUCCUCCAUCACUGAAACGGGCCUCGCCGCCAAAGAGUCCGUCAAAGAGUCCUACACAACCACAGUUAAGUCCAGAAGUCUGUUAUCGACGUUCGAAGACGAGCAGCCGCACCUGCUCGGCCUCGGCGGCGAAUACCCCGACCAAUGGGAGGACGCGCCGGCCGUCGUCAUGGCGGCGUGGCGUCGCUCGGAGCAACAGAAACUUACGGUGGAGCCCAGCCGGGUGGAGACGCACCCGCCCUUCAGGAACAAGGGCAACGAGACGCAGACGAAAAACCUGCUUCUGCACAGGUCUCUGGAGCAGAGGAUGAAUGAGAGCAGUAGUAAAGUGAUAGAGCUGGAGCGGACGGUCAAUGAGACGUCCUGAGGCUGACCCCUAAAUAACCUCCCAUUCAUGGCCUUUUACCCCCCCACCCCCCAUCCCCUAAACCCCCGCACCUCUGGAGCAUGGUUCAGUGUCCUGGAGCAAACCUCAAACAGUAGCCGCCCCCCCCUCCCAAACCCGCGCUGCUGUUUAUGCCAUCUCUGUUUAAUCACAUACACUGUAAUGGUAGAAAUAAUAAUAAUUAAUAAUUAAUUAAUAAUGAAUAAUAACAAAGGGGCACUGGUUGCCUCAAUUUCUGAAGUAAAGUUGCACUGAAUAGUUUUAUCAUGAGUCAACUUUUUUUUUUUUUUUUAAAAAUUGACCCGACUCAAGACUCAAGUGUUGAAAAGUCACAUUGGGAUCAUUUCAAACAGAUCGAGUGAAUAAUGUAGCGUGGCAUUAUGUUAAAAAUAUGACAUGUUGAGGCUUUUUGCAGGACACUGACGAGGACCUCUGUAUUUAUAGAAAGCUUUUUUUUUUUUUUUUUGUUUUUAUUUUUAUUGCUCUUUUUUAGUUAUUAAAUGUUUUUUAUGUCAUUCCGGUUAACGCAUACAUCCCGUUUUUGAUACUUGUUAUUGUUAUUUUAUUGUAUUCUUUUAUAUAUUGUUCCUAUUUUUCUGAAGUUUCCUGCAUUGAGGGAUUCGCGUGAGGUUCCCGUGCUCCUUUUGGGGCAAAGCUUGAACAUUUUUAGAUGCUAAAAUGUUCCUGCAAAUGAUAAAUAUUUAGGUUUGAUGAUAAUAAUAAUGAUGCAGGUUGACUCUCAUUUCACAACACAACUAUAGGCGUCACGUGCGGGAUGUUUAAUAUGUUGGUUGGCAAAUCUGCAACUCAUCUUAGACUCAUAUCUACGUUUUAGAUGCUAACGCUAAAUUCUGACUGACGGACGCACAAAGUCCCAAGUCAACUUCAAUACAAAUCAGUUUAUUUUUGCUUGUUUAAAGUGUCUUAGUGGGUUACAUUCGUCCAUUUGACACUUAAUAUGAAGCUACAUUAGCUUAGCCUAGCUUAGCCUAAAUAUUUGUUCUGUCCAAAACUAAAAAAAACAACCUAAAACUCACUAAUCAGCAAAUUAUCUAAACUAAGCUAAAGAGUAGCACGUUAAUUUCACGUGAUGCUGCUUUAUUUUUGUCUGUUAUUUUGAGUCUUAGUCGAUUACAAAUUACAGUUACAAUUACAAAAUGCAAAGCUAUGCUAGCUUAGCCUAGAGACAUAGAGCUAGCUUACAUAGAGCAAGCCAGACAGCAUCUGUAAAACUAGCCCAAACUAAUAAAUGAUGCUACGCUAACCUUUAGAUGGUUUAGUGUCUUAGCAUAACAACAGAAGCAAAACAACCUACAGCAUCUAUAAAAACUCUCCAGUUAACAAAUUAUCUACAAUAUAAGAUGCAGAAGAUCAGAUUUUAUUUCCAUGCUAAGCUAGGCUAACUGCUUCAUGAUAGCGUACGUGUAGGUUUCGGCCUUCUCAUUGUUCUUUGGGUAUGAAACGAAGUAUGACGCCGUUCCUAAAUUUAAAAAACAAAAAGAAAGAGGAAGCACCUGAAAUUAAAUUAAAUUAAAUUAAAUUAAUGAUGGAACCACAGAAUCCGCUCUUUGCACUGACUUCCUGCCUUUGCCUUGCACACUUUAGCCGCCAGCAGUCGUCUCUACCUGCUAUUUCUCAGCAUUUGCCAAAAAAAAAGUUUGCUUCCCAGGAGAAAAAAAAAAUAAUAAAUAAAAAAAUAUAUUUUUGUAAAUAUGUGUUGUUAAUAAAAGUUUAAAUGUGUCUGGGAUCUGUAGUUUAUGAACUAAUCCAUAAUUCAUUCUGACUCUAUUUUGGAUUCUGUCCUGGUGAUGAAUUAUGAACGUACAAAGCCUUCGCCGCAGGGUUCGUCCUGACUCUCUGUUCGGGUUCAGUCUCUAAUGUAACACACAUUACAUGAUAUUUUUAUGUGUCUGAGCUUUAAUGAAACGUGUUCAGAAAGUUAUAUAUGUAUAAAAAAAAAAAAAGUGUUUAAGUAAAAGUUGAAAAAGGCCACGUUUACAGACUUAAAAACUAUAUUUUGUUCUAAAUGUUUGCAAAUCGGUGGAUAUAUUGCCAAAGAUUUGUAUUCAAGUCAACGUGUUUAUGAGAUGUUUUGUCUUUAUAGUCACUGCCAAGUCUGAAAAUGUUCAUAAGAAACUAAAGAGUGGAAAACAUUUGUCCAAAUCAGAUUUCAUUUUCUCUUUUUUCCUUAUGUGUAAAAACUGGGCUUUCUUUCUUCUUGCUUUCAAAUUAAUAAAGUAUUUUCCUUAGUAAAAGCAUAA